Molecule: messenger RNA, 2123 nt
Organism: Anolis sagrei ordinatus
Lineage: Eukaryota; Metazoa; Chordata; Lepidosauria; Squamata; Anolidae
Product: solute carrier family 22 member 7-like
Biological process (GO): transmembrane transport
Cellular component (GO): membrane
Molecular function (GO): transmembrane transporter activity
Source: RefSeq, a predicted model, not a curated record
UCAGAUUGCAUAUUUCUCUCUGCCUUGGGCUCUGUUAAAACGUAUAGAUAUGUGUACAUUGCAUGUCCCAAAAUUUUACAGUAACGGAAACAGAAUACAAUAUAAGUCCUGUGAGCCUGCCGAGAAGGAUCUCUCCCCCGCCUCAUCCCCCACUUUGGACCUCAUGACUGGAUGCUUGCUGGGACUGUAAGACCACUGUGAAGCAGACAAUUUAAAUCUGCUUCCUUAAACUCCUUAAUUGCUAUUUGGCCAGCCAUCUCCAAAUUCCUCUGUCUCUUCACGCAGCGCAUUCAUCAUUCGUGUUCCUAAUCUCUUUCCAAAAAUGAUGAAGUUUGAGGAGCUCCUUGCAGAAGUGGAUGGGUUUGGGAAAUACCAGAUACUGGUCUUCUUGAUGCUUUGUAUACCCAGGUUGAUCAUUCCCAUGCAUUUUUUGCUUCACAAUUUCAUUUCUGCAAUUCCGCCUCACCACUGUGCUAUUCCUGACUUUCCUGGAAUUUCAAACUUAAGCCAAGAGGAAGUUUUCCUUGUCAGCCUCCCAAGAGAACUGGAUGGCACAUGGAGCUCUUGUAAGAUGUUCUCCAGGCCACAGCUUCACCUGUUGAUCAAUUCUUCCGGGGAGUUGGACAACAGUUCAUCUAUACAGAACUGCCAGCAAGGAUGGGUUUAUGAUGCUGGGCAAUAUGCAUCUACCACGGCUACUGAGUGGGACCUGGUGUGUGAGAAGAAAGGCCUGAACCAAGCAAUUGCUACUUUCUUCUUCAUAGGCGUCACCCUUGGCUCUGUCUUUUUUGGCUACAUGUCGGACAGGUUUGGCCGGCGGACGAUGCUUCUGGUCUCCUCCUUCAUCACAGUGUUUUUUGGGGGCAUGAGUGCCUUUUCAGUGUCUUACUGGAUGUUUGUCACCUUGAGGACCAUCUCUGGGGUGGGGCUCACAGGCAUGUCCAUCAUCUCCUUGAUUCUAGCUGUGGAAUGGACUGAUAUCAAGCAUCGCACCUUCUGUGGCACCAUUAGUGGGAUGUCCUGGUCUUUGGGGUACAUGCUCUUGGCACUGAUUGCUUAUCUGAUUCGGUCCUGGCAAUGGCUUGUACUUGCAGUCACAUGUCCCUGCCUCCUCAGCAUUGCUGUUUGGUGGUGGCUUCCAGAAUCUGCCCGGUGGCUUCUGACUAAGAAGGAAGUGGAGACAGCACACGGUUAUCUUUCCAAAUGUGCCAAAGUAAAUGGCAAAGAAGAUUUCCCCUCCAAAAUAACUCCAGAAAUCUUGAGAAAGUCUGUGACCAUAGAAGAAUCAAGGACCUAUUUCUACUGGCACUUGGUUAAAACUCCCAAGCUAAGGAGGAUCACCAUAUUUUCCGCCAUUGUAUGGUUUGGCGUCUCCUUCACCUAUUACGGCAUCAGCUUAAACAUUGGGGGUUUCAGCUUGGAUCCAUAUCUGACACAGUUAACGUUUGGGGCCAUUGAGAUUCCUGCCAAACUUGGUGUGUAUUUUGUCCUGGAUCAUAUUGGCCGCCGACAUUGCCAGGGAUGGUCUCUCAUUGUAACAGGAUCCCUGAUCGCAUUAAAUACAAUCAUCCCUGCAGAACAUGGACAUGUCAGAUCAGCUGUGGCCAUCUUGGGGAAAGGUUUCUCAGAAGCCGCCUUCACUACUGUCUUCCUAUAUACUGCUGAGCUUUACCCUACUGUACUCAGGCAAAGUGGUGUCGGCUGUUGCUCGUUUGUGGCACGGCUUGCCAGCUCCAUAGCUCCUCUGGUCAUGUUACUGGAUGACACAUGGAAAUACCUUCCACCCAUGAUAUUUAGUGUGGUGGCCGGGUUGGCUGGAUCUGUGGCUUUUCUACUGUCAGAGACCACUAACAUUCAGUUGCCAGAGACAAUUCAAGAUGUGGAAGGUGACAGAAACAAGACUCCUUUGGGAGACCAAGCCCAUGAGCAAAGCAUUGUAGCGGACAGCGGAGGCAUUGCUUUGGGGCUGCUGAACCAAAUGAACGUGGAUGCUCUUCUCCCCGAACCACAGGAAGCCAACAAAGACUGUGACAAGGAAGCAAUAUCUUCGUAGCACAUCAUUAGCUAGAGGAACUGACACUUCUGGAUGUUAGUCACAAAAAUAAAAAAGCAAAAAAAUAGAA